Messenger RNA from Rhagoletis pomonella (apple maggot), 555 nucleotides. RefSeq lists its product as uncharacterized. Lineage: Eukaryota; Metazoa; Arthropoda; Insecta; Diptera; Tephritidae. The record is from RefSeq and is a predicted model, not a curated record.
AAAAAAAUUAAGGAAGCUGGUUUGCCAACAAAUAUUGUAAACCGGAUUGAAGCCAGAGUGUCGAGUCUGGUCUUUUCGGAGAUCCAAUCGCACUUGGAAACAAUAGAAGCAGAAUUCUAUUACGAAGGAGAAUAAAAUGCAGCCCAAUGGAUAUUUGCGCAGUGAACACACAUAGUUUUAGGAGUUUAAUGAAACGUGCCUUAUAAAAUUUUAAGUUAUUUAUUAUACAAUGUUUUAUUUUACAUGUAUUUGCACAUGGAUGCAGCAUGUUGUAAUAGGUACAUGUCACCCACGUUCUACAAAAGUGUAUUAACUCCAAAAUGGUUAUAUGGUUUACAUUACACUGCAACUUUUUUUUUGAGUUAUGCGAGGAAUGAGAAACUUGGACUUAAUACACUUUUGUUGAAUACAUGCGAUAUGUGCAUAUGUAUGAACUCAUGUUUUGUACUGAAAUUUGUUACUUUGUUUAAUGUUAAUUAUUUAUUUUAAAUGUAUAGCUCAUUCCCUAAGAAAACCAUAUACAUCCAAAUUUCAAACUUGAUGCAAAAAUUUUUG